AUGAAGUCUAUAUUCUCAAUUUCGGCGGUACUUGGUACCGUUGUCUCGACGGCUUGGGGAGAAUCCCUGACAGCCGAUGGGAUUGAGAAGAUGGGAAACAAUAGCCUCUUCACAUUGGCGCGUUGGAGACCAUCUUCCCAUUUCCUUGCACCUGCAGGCUGGAUGAAUGAUCCCUGUGCACCGAUGUAUGAGCCAGUUCGAGGUCUCUACCAUUUACAUUAUCAGUUCCAUAACAACCAUGUUGCCUGGGGAAAUGUCUCAUGGGGACACGCGACAUCCCCAAAUCUGAUUACAUGGACCGACGUCGACCACUACCCCGACGACGAUCUCCCUGCUUGGAAAGACUACCAGGCACAAUCGAUCGGCACCACGAACUUAACCAGCAACCACCAUGACCCAGCCCUCUAUAACCACUUGUCUAUCUUUUCAGGUAGUGCUUACGCCGUCAACCUUACUGGAGGAGUAGACGGCACAAUUAUAGCCUUCUAUACCGCUGCCUCGCAGCUCCCAACCGCCUGGAACGAGCCAUACCUCCCCGGAACCGAAAGCCAGGCACUAGCGAUCUCGACCAACGGCGGAAUAACAUGGGAACACUAUGAGAGCAACCCCAUUCUUAGUGAUCCACCCGGUAAUUGGAAUAUCACUGGCUGGCGAGACCCAUUCUAUGUCCCAUGGCCCCAAUUGGAUACACUACUCAACAAGACAGAACCCCACUGGUAUGCAGUCUGGGGCUCUGGCAUUCGAGAAAUCGGUCCUCGUAUGCCACUGUAUACCGCUCCAGCCUCAGAUUUGACCAAUUGGACCUUCUUGGGGGCCCUGUGGGAACCGGAGAAAAAUACUUCACUGGGCACGCUGGAAGAGACUGGUUCUUAUGGAUUCAACUUUGAACUUUCCAAUUUCUUCUCAUUUGGUGAUCGGUACUUUGUCUCCAUGGGAGCUGAAGGAGGUAAUGUCAGUUUCCAUCAAAAUAAAUGGUCACUGUGGAAUGAGGGAAUGAUAUCUGUGCGAGACAAUGGAAGUAUUGCUUUUACUCCAAUCGCUGGAGGUGCGAGCGAUUAUGGCCUAUUCACGAAAUUCAUUGCUAACAAUCCUGACAAGAUCAACUCAUUCGACGAUACCAAGAAUAAUCGCCGUAUUCAGUGGGGCUGGGCCCAAGAAGAUAUCAAUGAUUUCGGCGCGACGCAACUCGGGUACCAAGGCGUAUUUUCGCAUCCACGGGAGGUGUUCAUCAAAAAUACCACAGGCGUAUCUCAUAAACACUCCGACACUCUUGGAAAUUCUCGUUACUUCAAGGAAUCUAAUGGAAGUUGGACAGCGAGUACGCUUGGUGUCCGUCCAGCUCCAGAUGUCGUCGAGGGUCUCCAUCGUGGUGCCCGUCAUAUCAAAUAUCCAUUCAACCAGAGAAAGUGUGACUCGAGGAUCAACUUACCAAACAACCUUACCUCAUCGUACCAAAUCAGCUUCACCAUCGAGCGCACCACUGGCAUGGCUGGAGUGACGAUCGGCGCUUCACCCAACGGGGAAGAAUAUACAAAUAUCUAUUUCGAUCCCUCGAGUAACAACAUCGUCGUUGAUCGGGCUCACUCUUCCCUCAUCGACGAAUUUACCAAGACGCCUCAUCUUGGGUUCUUUGAGCCUUAUCAAAUUCAACAACGAAGUGGCAAUUCCACCAUGGAGCCUAUCGAACUGAAUGUUUUCGUCGAUGGCUCCCUUGUGGAAGUAUACGCCAAUGACCGUUUUGCUCUCACUAGUCGUAUCUAUCCUAGUCUGGAGGCUAGCACAGGUGCUAAGUUGUUCGCUGCCGAGGGCGUGAAGGUCAAGUACUCCAAUGUGGAGAUUUGGGAUGGGUUGUUGAAUGUUUGGCCGGAUCGACCGCAGAACAGCAGCUCCCUUCUGGUUUGGGAUACUGCUGCCGAGACAGGCAACUAUACCUGGUGGACGGGUAACUAA
Molecule: messenger RNA, 1950 nt
Organism: Penicillium longicatenatum
Lineage: Eukaryota; Fungi; Ascomycota; Eurotiomycetes; Eurotiales; Aspergillaceae
Product: glycoside hydrolase family 32 protein
Exons: 4
Coding region: 1-1950 (649 amino acids)
Biological process (GO): sucrose catabolic process
Molecular function (GO): sucrose alpha-glucosidase activity
Source: RefSeq, a predicted model, not a curated record